GCAUGCGUCACAAAGAUGGCUUGACAUGCAAUUUCCACCUGGAAGCGCUGCUUGGAAGUUUGACUGCGCAACUUGCUUUGUGAAUCGGAACACUCGGCGCAUUCAAACUACGUAUGACGCCACACGGGGUGUGGCAGUUAAACCGGCGGCGGGUACGCGGCUUAUCCUUGCCAAAUUCCACCGGCUACGUCACUCUUAUGGUCAUCAGCUGCCUGCGUCACAACCAUAAAUACUAACCUGGCUCCCGCUGUUUGGCACAACUCAUCACACCAUCAAUCCACUCUACAAACACUUCUCCAGUACCAGAGAACUUCUCUCCCACACAAAAACAACCCACCCAACAUGCCUUUCACCGCCAGCGACAUCUGCAAGAUCCUCCUUGCCAUCAUCCUGCCUCCUCUAGGUGUUUUCCUCGAGCGCGGAUGCAACGCUGAUUUCCUCAUCAACAUCCUGUUGACCGUCCUCGGUUACAUUCCGGGUAUCAUCCACGCCCUGUACAUUAUAUUCAAGUUUUAGCGGGGGCGCGCAAACACCUUUCACGAUGCCGCAAUAGCGGCUUGACGAACAAAGUCACAUCACGAUACCCAUCUUCAUCUUUUUCAGCCAACGUCAACACUUCACCGACAUUCGACUCUCGCCGACAUCUAUCGAUAUCUGCGAUGCUAGGUACCACUUAGCAUGGGGUUGUCCGGGUAUGCCGGAACUCCCGGUUGAUUCAAGGCGGUUUGGCUUGGCUCGUCUGUAAUGUCAUGAAUAGUUUUAGGUUAUGGCGUCUUGGUCCCCUAGGACUCUCUUGAGUUUUCUUGCGAGUAUCCUGGUGCGUUCCUAUGAGCGUGCUGUAAUGAGAAUAAUCCAACAUUCCA
Messenger RNA from Alternaria alternata, 863 nucleotides. RefSeq names its product UPF0057-domain-containing protein. The transcript has 3 exons. The coding region runs from base 343 to 516 and encodes 57 amino acids. Gene Ontology annotation, cellular component: membrane. Lineage: Eukaryota; Fungi; Ascomycota; Dothideomycetes; Pleosporales; Pleosporaceae. The record is from RefSeq and is a predicted model, not a curated record.